CCGUACCAAGUGUCACCGCAGCGAGAGGGGGAGUCAGAAGGAAAGCAGAUCAGACCAGAGCAGACAAUAGGCCCCUAAAGUGUUCCCCCUAAGUUGCUUUGAUGUUGUCCUGGUGUCUUGAUACCAGGAGGCCAGGGAUCGCAGGGAAAGGGCCUUUUUUGUCUCCAUUCACUUUCCCCCUCAGUUUCUGAAAUGAUUCUCCAGAAUUUCUCCUCAUAAAAAAGAAUUGUACAGUGUUCCAACAAGGACCCACAAAUCUGUGGAGUGACCCAAUGAUGCCCUGCUGUCAGUUCUCAUGUGUUGCUUGAGAUCAUUCUCAGAAAGCUCUUGUGUCCUGAUGUAGAAGAAGAGAGCAAAUUGGACACCUUGAAAGGUGAGAUCACCUUUAAGAAAGGGGUUCCCGGACUCCCCACCUCCAGGAUGAGCACUGCAGUGUCGUGACCCCGGGGGUUUCGAGUGCCCUGGAGAUGCGAGAUUUUCCUUUGGCAGCAGGAGGCACACACCCAGAGAAUGCGGGAGCUGCAAGGAGAAAGGACCCACUUCCCCAGCAGAGAAAAACAAAGAGGAAAAAGGUGUACAGGUGGUCAGUGCUAAGGGACACGCCAAGCAAGCAGUGGGCCGCUGCUGCUGCUCCCAGCAGCUGCUUCUGCGAUAGCCCGAGAGGAACUCGGUGA
Messenger RNA from Marmota monax (woodchuck), 674 nucleotides. RefSeq lists its product as uncharacterized. Bases 468 to 674 code for a protein of 68 amino acids. The transcript has 5 exons. NCBI's taxonomy places the organism in Eukaryota, Metazoa, Chordata, Mammalia, Rodentia, Sciuridae. The record is from RefSeq and is a predicted model, not a curated record.